GUUCCGAGGCUGUUGCGAUGCAUAUACUUAUCUGGGGAAACUGGCUGCUAUGGCUCCUGCUGCAAUCGUCGUUAGACUUUCAGGCUACUCACGCUUUCCCCUCCGUCUGAGUCGCGACGGCGCUCACCGGUCACGAUGAGAUCACCAUGUCCACGCUCAUUGUACUUUGCCUUUUUCCUCAUUGUUUCCCUCGGGAGUCAGCAUACAAACGGCAAGGAGGUCAAUGUGACCGUUGACGACACCGACUUUUUGAUAACGUAUUCUCCUGCGGCAGCCUGGUACACGGCGGACACGGACUGCUCUUCGUGUCUGAAGGUAGACGUUGGGCAGGUCGACGUAUUUGAGAACACAUAUCACGGAGCUGCGAACGUUUUACCUGCGGAAGAUCAGGACGACAAGGAAGGUCAGGAUGAAGACAGCGAUUCGGGCGGUCACAAGGGAAAAAAAGGGAACGCCGGUGGCUCAAAGAAACGAGCCCUCAGGCGAGGUCGAAACGUCUCUAUCCUCCAUCCCGAAGCUCGGGACCUCGAUGACACGCCUGUCACUGCACAAUUUGCGUUCAACGGUUCCGCAAUAUACAUCUACUGCAUAGAGCCGGUAGGCUCCUCGUCGAUAUCACCGACAACUAUGAAUCUUACUUUCACUCUCGAUAAUCAACUCGUCGGCACGUACAUCCACGAGACCUCGAAUACUACGGCGAAGCCUAUUCCCCACUUCAACGUCUUCUCCAAAGAAAAUCUGACGCUAUCUGCGCACGUCUUGCAGGCGUCGCUUGGCGUCAACUCCGUUUUUCUCAUUGACUAUAUGAUAUACACGAAGAACGAUACUGUAUAUCAAGUUCAAUCUGGUAACCAGACAAGCGAAGCGGUAGCGAAAGACCAUGUUGCCACAUUCGGAGGCGCCGUCGGAGGCAGUGUAGGCGUUCUUACGACGCUCGGUAUCUGCAUUUUCCUAAGUAUCUACGCCAGACGUAAAUUUGCAGCUCGACGCGACCGCAGAGAGCGUGCGGCAUCGCCACCUAUGAUGAUAGGCCCAGCGCCGUUCAUUCCACGUUAUUUCCCCGGAACGUUUCCCCCACCCUACUCCCCCUCCUCGACAUCCUCCGUGCAUAGCGACGGCACGACUGAACCGCACAAUCACCCCGAGACAGAAACGAUGCUAAACUACGCAGAUGUGCCCCCCUCCACGCCACCGCCUCAAGAUGGAUUGCCACCGCCCAGUUUCGCUGAGGCUAUAGCCGAUGCAAGAUCCGCGUCGGUGCGAAUACCGACCCCUGGUGCAGGUUCCACAGAAGAAACGGGAAUAACAUUGCCGUCGGCCAAUUCCGAAGUGCCCACAUGAACCCAGGACUCCGUCAUGGGUAAUAGAUGCGAAAACACAGGCAGAGCUAUGUGCGUACAAGUGUGUACUGGUACUAUGAUUUGUAUAGUAGUGUUAUGUCCGGGAUAUUAUAUCCAAGG
This is a messenger RNA of Guyanagaster necrorhizus, 1460 nucleotides long. RefSeq lists its product as uncharacterized. Bases 136 to 1341 code for a protein of 401 amino acids. The transcript is spliced from 4 exons. The record is from RefSeq and is a predicted model, not a curated record. NCBI's taxonomy places the organism in Eukaryota, Fungi, Basidiomycota, Agaricomycetes, Agaricales, Physalacriaceae.